UGAGGAGGCUCUGAACGACGAGGUGUGUGUAAUGAGCUGCAAGUGUUGAAACUUGUGUUCGGGCGGAAUAUAGCGCUUGUUUUAACAAUAUUUGUGUCGGGACAUGUGGUGAUAUAACAACACAACUAUGACGUCCAACGAACAAGUCAUAAAAACAGUCGCCAAGAAGCUAAAAUACUAUUUUGAUGUUAAGCGACUGGAAGAUGGCUUUGACCUCUCGGGCUCCCAGAACCCAGUGUUGGACCAUCCGCCGAUGAAAGCUCGUUCCAUACUCCAACAAUAUGGUGGCUCGCACGACCGCCCACUCAAGCACUAUUUUAGUUCCAAUGAUGUUCGUGUUAAUCUCACUCAGAUGAGAAGAAGGCCGUCCUCGUCGGGCCCCCAUGAGAGACACGUGAAGCAUCGCCUGAAGAAAUACAUGUCUAACUACAGCUACCAGCUGUCAGGCCCCGAUUUGCCCCCAGUCGUGGAGAAACAGAGGAGAGCUAAGUCGUCGAGAAAGUUUAAGAAAUCUCAGCAGGUAGAGCUUUUAUCAGUUUGCUUUUUGUCAUGUUUUACUGUUUUUCACUUUUUGAGUUCCUCUAGCAUUAACUUUGUACAGUUUGGUUUUAUUCAGUGCCUACCUUUUGCGGUUGUUAGAACACAUGGACCUGUUCCACUAAGUGAUCAUGGCAUUAAGAACUCCAACCUUCCAGAGUACUACUACAUCUACUCGGGCAGCUCCAAGUGCCUGCGACCGGAACCAGCAGGUGUGCCUUUCAAGUCUCCCAAGAAGAAGCCUUUAAAGGGAGGCAUGCCCGCCCUUCGUACCGUGCCUUCCAAUACUGUGUCUCGUGGUGAGGCAGAGAGGCUUGUCAAUGCAGCUACAAAGCUAUUAGUAGCCACAGAGAGUGUGGAACAGAGCAACGUACCCAAGAACAGCAGACAGACAGCGCCACGCCCUUUUGAGGGCUCCCUGCUGGAGUACUAUCUGAGCACACAGCCACAGACCUCGUAUGCGGGGUUCCCGGGUGUGCCCACUAUAGACGAGGAGGAGGCACGACUGUUGCUCCAUUCCCGCCGACAGCCCUCCAAGACCGGUAAACGGCCAGCCACAGCUAAAUAUACCUGGGACAUCCAUGGCCGCAGAGUUGCACAGGAGGAACCAAAGGCCUAUGAUGACAGUUUCCUAGGAAAAGGUUUGAGACCCCACUCCAGCCACCCAUCCAGCCGCCCCACCAGUAAACGUGUGUACCGCCACCUCCGCUCUCCCACACCUUCCGACACUGUCUCCAGUCGAUCCUCCGUCACACACACGACCUCCACCUCUGACAUUGACAGACUACCGCCAGCAUCUCGACAAAGAAGGAAGAAGUCCUCCAGACACGCCACAAUCAUCAACGUCCCAGAGGUGAAGUUGAGUGAGGGAGUCAGUGUACAGGACACAACGCAGACAGCGGGAACACAGGAUGAGAUUGGAAUUCAAACAGAGAACAGACUCAUCAAGGAUUAUGAUCAGCAGGAGGACGAGGUGAAGCAGGGUCCGUGGGGUGAGUACCAGAUCUAUGUGCGGACUGGGAACACCAUCGGUGCCAGCACCAAGGCAGACAUCAAACUGACGCUGUAUGGGCAACAGGGGCGCACCAAGGAGAUGUUGCUUGGCAUGGGAGACUCCAAGAACCACAAGGUGGCCUUCCAGAAGAACAAGGAGGACCUGUUUAUACUGGCAGCUCACCAUGUUGGCAGACUCAGAAAGAUCAAGAUUGGACAUGACAGAGUGGAACUGAGCAAUGCCUGGUUCCUGGACAGUGUCAGUGUGUAUGACAUGCAUGAUAAGCGGAUCUAUGAGUUCCCGUGCAACCAGUGGCUGUCCGAGCAUGAUGGGGACCGCCACACGUACAGAGUCCUGCCCAUGGACAGGGACCGAGCUUUCAUUGAUGCCCUAGAAUCCCCAGGCGCCUCAAACAAUAAAUCCCGAAACCAUCCAGAGACGUCGGAGGAUGAGUCAGAUCAGAUUGUGGUCAAACAUGGCAGAGAGAGUGUCAAGGCUCACAACAGCAAGGCCGGGGAUAAGUCUGACCGGUCCUACACUGGAUCGGAGGAUUCCAGUUCCGAGUUCGAGUCAGAAUCUGAUGCAGAUGAAACUGCUGUAGUUUCACCGAAGGACCAAAAAGACAAGAGAUCCAGACCUAAGACGUAUAAGGAAGAGGACAGAUCCAAGUCUGGCCCGACCUUCACCUUUCGCACAAAGAAGUCAAAGACCCCUGCAACGAGACGUCAGACAGAGGAAAAGAGUGUGGAUGAGGACACAAAUACUACAAAGGAGGAGUUUCUGGCAGGAUACAAGGCUGGCAUCAGUGCAGCAUCAGCAGAGAGUCAGAAGCAGGCAGAGGAGGAGCGGGCGCAGGAGUUGGAGCUGAUGCAAGGGGAGACAGUGCAUGACGCUGCACGCAGAGGGCACCUGGACCGACUCAAAGAGCUGCUUCAUCACUUCCCUGACUUGAAGGAUGCAAAAGAUGAGACAGGAUGGACACCUUUACUUAUCCUGACUCAUAUGAUGGACCUGAUGGAGAAGCGCUGCGCGCAGGAAAGGACCUUGCAUGAUGCGUCACCCGCUAAAGAAAAGAAUGAAGCAUUCACGUACCUAAUGAAGGACGAUGAUGUAGACACAAUCACCCUACCUCCAAUUGACCCGGUCUCGGACGUACCUGAGGACCUUGACGCAGCCUUCAGGAAGGCAACAAAGUUCCAGUCUCCAAAUAUCCCACAGUUCAACGCAAAAAGCCGCAACACUCUCAGAUGCGUCACUACAUCUGCAGUCGUCGCAGACCUUCAACACGGUGGAUAUCUGGAAUGUGUCAAGUGGCUUGUGGCUAAUCGCGCACGUAUUGAUGCAGAAGACAGCUUCAAGAGGACAGCCUUGACCAUGGCAAAUGACAGAGGGAAAACAGAGGUGGCUGAGUUCCUGAGUGCAUGUCUGAGAGAGCUAAAAAACCCUCACAGCAGCUUUGCCCAGAUGCAUGCUGCCAACCAGGGAUCUGGUGAGAGGUCGGACCGAGAUAUUGACAGCAGCUGGAGAGAUGACAAGGGCAGCAGUGUGUCCCAGGAUGCAGCAGCAGGGAGUGAUGAUGAGUCCAGCAUCGCUGUCAAGAGAGUAAGCUCCCCAGAACUUAAGGAGAAGAAGCGGCUGUACAAUGAACAGCAUCACAAAAUGGAGGAGCGAGGCCUGUCCUUCCUUGACAGUAUCCGACAGGACCUGGACUCCUAGGUCCUGCAGCCCACAGUCCGCUGCAGGCCAUUUAUUUUUGUAUCAAGGUCAAGGACAUAAACUGAUAUUUUCUAACUUGUGAAUGUUCCUGAUGAAGACAAAAUUGUGCCCUAUAGGGUAUAUUUGAUAUAACAGUAGUAAUGAAGUGUAAUAAUAUGGAAUUACUUUAGCAUCAAUGGAAGGGGAAUUAAUUAUCAUUGAAAAAGUCUGAAAUUAUUGAAACUUGUCUUCCUAUUCAAUGUGACAUGAAAAUUUAUCUUGAUCUGUGCUUUUGAAGGAGAUCUCAUGGGAAAUGCAGGCAUUGGUUUCAUAGAAAAUAUUGUUAUAUAAACGAGAGCAUUGAGUAAACAUGAAAGUGUCUAUUCCUGUAAAGCAGUUUUUGCUAUGUUGUGUUUAUAUAAGGAGUAUUUAUUUAUCAGUUUCAUGUACAUGUCAAUAUCCAAGUAUGCCUUCAUUUCAGAUGUCUCAUACAUAUUGUUCAUUGACUGUUGAUGUCCAUUUCAUCUAUUUCAUAAGAUAUCUUACAUAUUUCAAGUUCUUGUUUCCUAACGUUGAUGUUUUAACGCUGGUAGCGUCGAUGUUGUGAUGAUGGUGACCUUCAUUCAUGUGCCUACAGAUGUAACCAAAGCCUUCAAGUACAAGCUCAUUGUUACCUCGUAUAGCUAUCCACAGUUUACUUUGAUUCAUGUAAUUCCUAGCAGUAUUCUUCACCUGAAAUGUCAGAGAUGUUGUGUGGCCAUUACGUUACAACAUACAGUGAAGCCUUGUUGUCUGGAAGUCCAUCAUACUGUUCCAUGUAUGGAAUCAGUGGAUAGUGGAGUGGUGGCAAUAGGGUUGCUUAAUUACUUCCUCUUGUUCCAUCAAAUGAUCAUGUGACAAUUUUAAGUACACACUAAAAUGCAAAAUAUCUGUCAAGUGUCCCUGUUCAGUGUUGUGACAGAAGUAGACAGGUGUAAAGCUUUACUGGAUGGUUGCUGCCAGAGAAUGUUCAGCACAGCUGAGUGCAGAUGUCUCAUGAUCAGUAGCAUUUAGAGAGGGAUGGAGAGGUCUCACGGAAUAUGGAGUAUUAUGGAGGUUCAGACCACAUGGUUUCCCUGUAACACUUUCAUGGCCUCAUGGAGAAAUUGUGACCAAGGACUGACAUAUUAGAACAUGGAAACAAUUUCUGGUAUUUUAUAUUUUUAAGUACCUAAUUUUUAUUGUCAGCUUUGUCGCUUUCAUCAUUUCAUUAGCUAUACAAGAACUGAAAGAUAUUGGAGGGGGGAUAUUGUUAGUAGAAUUUUUGUUAAUAUACAAAGUAUCUGUGAUAAGUUUGAACGAACACCCUGUGUGGCUGAAAGAUGUAUUAAUCUCUUGCUUACUUCGACAUAGUCAUGCUGCCAUUUGUGUUUUGUUAGUUCAGCCAUUCAGGGAUGCGGAACGAAGAAUCAAAGCAGUUUGCUCUGUCUUCAGUUUCCAUUUUUUUCUGUCAUUAAAUAUCUAUUAUAUC
This is a messenger RNA of Haliotis rubra (blacklip abalone), 4736 nucleotides long. RefSeq lists its product as uncharacterized. Lineage: Eukaryota; Metazoa; Mollusca; Gastropoda; Lepetellida; Haliotidae. Gene Ontology annotation, molecular function: protein binding. The record is from RefSeq and is a predicted model, not a curated record.